Messenger RNA from Clupea harengus (Atlantic herring), 7057 nucleotides. RefSeq lists its product as uncharacterized. The transcript has 7 exons. The record is from RefSeq and is a predicted model, not a curated record. The coding region runs from base 118 to 5637 and encodes 1839 amino acids. NCBI's taxonomy places the organism in Eukaryota, Metazoa, Chordata, Actinopteri, Clupeiformes, Clupeidae.
CAGUUAAUUACAGUUGACACAUUGCGAUAUAUAGGAGUUGCUCCUGCCUGCCUGUGUGAACAGGCUAUCUUUAAGUUUGCCCCAAGAGCUGUGACUCUGGACUCUGAGAUAGACGGGAUGGAAUCAGUAAACAGUAAUGCAGACCUCAUAAAGAACGUGUGGGAGAUCAGGUUCAGAGACCAGGUCCAGAAGCAGCAGCUUGAAGGAGUGCGGGCGGAGCAAAGUGCCCUGGAGAAGAUCAAUCGAGAAUGGCAGAACCGUAUGGGCGACAAAUACAAGUCUCAAAGGAGGCAGGAGAAGAAGCCUCCGGUACCUGAAAGUGCACCACCAAGACCUAGAAUUUCAGUGAGCAAAACAAGGUCACCAGAAACCGAUAACGGGCCUAGUGGCUUCCCACUUGGUCGUCGACCUCUGUUGAAGACUCUUCAGAAGGGUGACAAGCUCUCCUUGCUGAAAAGCUCCCAGCCUAGUGGGUCAGUAUGGUCAACAUCUUGGAAGUUCUCCAAGGCACCAGGAGAAGGUUCAAACAAACCAGAGGGUUCUGAGUGGGGAAAGUCAUGGAAAUGCUUGAAUUUUCAACCACAGCUUGAUGGCCAAGCUUGGAUUGAGCAAGAGUGCACCAACUGUGAGCAGAGGGAGGUAAACUUGUGGGAAAAAACGGAUAGGCCUAUUGAUACAUUGCCAUCUUUGGAGAAUCAGUUGUCAUCAGAGUGGGAGACAUCUUGGAAGUAUAAAAAAUAUGGGGGGAAGAAAAUGGAGGGUGCAACCAACGAGCCCAUGUCUGGGCCGAUGGCUCGAUUAAUGUGCCUUGAGGCAUCACAGCGCAGAAAUGAGGAGAACUGCUCAUCUGAAUGGAGUCAAUCUUGGCAGAGCACAAAACCCUCCGAUGUGUGCUUUGAGGAAGAUAUGGCCCAGAAUGAAGAAAGUUAUCAACAGGGCAACGGAGAACAAUCCGAAUGCAAGUGGGGCUCAUCUUGGAAGUAUUUCAAUCAUCAGUUCCAUUCUGUAUCAAACUCCUCUGGAAAAACAUCAAAGGUAUCUGGAUGGGCUGAGGCUUGGAAGAUCUCAAAACCAGUUGAGAAACAUGAUGAGUCUUCAGAAACAUCAGGCGAUGUAUUGGAUAGUGCACCACUAGACCCCAAUGUUUAUGGCGUGAUAAUACCGGUAUGCAGGCCUGAGAAAUAUAAAUUAGGGAGUGCCCAGUUCUGUGAGGGAAAUAACCCCAUGGCUGAAUGGGGAAAUUCUUGGGAGGUUGCUAAAAACAUGUCCAUUCUAGAAAGUGUGAAACCCAGAAAGAAAGUGGAACCCAAGGAAAAGAAAGAUGAGGGAAUUAAGGUAGAAGAGAGUGAACCUGAUAACGGAUUGCCUAAAAGGCUCAAGCCCAAAGAUAGAUUGGAAAUUCGGCAAAAUCGUAUGAAUCUUCUUUUAAAAUGUGACCUUUCUUAUGAGUGGAAUGAGGCUUGGAAACUCCCCAGAUCUCAGCCUAAGAAAGACCAUUGUGCAAAGCAAGAUGCUGCUGUACUGAAUGGCCCAAUGAUCCUCCAACCCCAUUUGAAGAAAAGAUGUCUGCCAGAUUGGAAGGAAUCUUGGAAAUGCUCAAGGUCCCGGCCCAGUUUCGGCAAGCCCUCAGCCACUGAGUGGAAAGAUUCAAGCUUAUUAGGUUAUGAGCUCAGAACAGGCAGAGAACAGUGGAUGAGGGAGAUAGGCAUUGGGAAAAUACAGGACAAAUAUGAAGUAUUCUCUCUUCCAAAAAGGGGCAUAAAAGCAGAGAUGCUGAAUUCCAUUGGCACAAAAGAGAAGUAUACUUUUUCUCCUGAAUGGAAAGAGUCCUGCAAGUCUUUGAAGCAUCAGAUCAGAACUGAGGUAGUCAGAACUAGGCCCAAUAGAUCAAGGCAAUUUAGAGAGCCUGAAAAAGGAGAAACACCUGCGUCUGAGUGGGCCACAGCAUGGAAAUGCACAAAUGGUACACUGAACCAGGACAGCAGUCUUUGGGAUCAAGGCUGGUCCUCAACUGAAAAUGUCAGACAAGACAGAGGGGCAAGGGAACAUGAACACCACAACGAAGAGGUUCCUCACAAUGGCCCAACUGGAAACAGAGGAUGGCAUGACUCUUGGAGGUUCACAAGAGGACAGCACCGCGUAGAGGGCGCCACUGCAGCACAACCUUCAGCUCUGCCUGCUCAGCGACAGCAGCAGCGCAGGAGAAGCCCCCUUGCAGCAGGGUGGGAGGACUCCUGGAGGGUCUCAAGCACCCAAUGCAGACAAACCCUUCAUGACGGACCCUCUAUGAUAGAGUGGUCGGAUUCAUGGGAGUUCUCUGGAAUCAACUGGUAUGAGAGUCCACCACAAGAAAAAUGGCUUGAAGAAUCUAUGGAGAUCAGGCCCAGGAAAACCCUCCAUCGUGUGCCAAAAGUGGGGCAAUUUAGCAGAUCUUUCAACCCUGAUGUGUUUAAGGAGAGAGUUCCUCCAUCAGAAUGGAUGGAAUCGUGGAGAGUGGCAACCCUUCAGAGACACCACAAAAGAUUCACUUACAAAAGUUAUUCUCACUUGUUUGCCUCUCUUCUUGAGGCAGAAGAGGUUCCAUCCUGGGGCAAAACCUGGAAGUUCGUGAAUCUUCUCCCUCAUCAGAACAAGCCACUCUGGGACAAGGGUUGGGAAACCUUUGAAGUGGAAAAGCAGCCUCCAGUGCCUGAAUAUGUUCCCCUCUCAGAUGUACCACAGGGCAAACAGUCAGAAUGGGGAAUGUCAUGGAAGGUUUGUGGCCCUCAGCCUCUGGAGUGGGAUGACACUCCAAAAGUAUUCCAUCGUAAAGAUAAAGUGCUGUGGUCAAGGAGAAGGUGCAACGAUGACCUCUAUUCUCAUCUCAACUCCGAGGCCCUGUCACAGAAAUUGUGGGGCACAUCUUGGAAAUUCAUGAAGUCACAGAGUAAACUUGUGCCCCAAAUAAGUAAAACCUCAUCCAGUCAGUCAGAUAGCUCACUUAUAAUGCCCAAAAUAAAUAAAACAAAGAAGCACAUAUAUUCUGGAAUAGAAAAAUCCAGUCCACCACCAAAGAGGUGGACAGAUGCUGCGGAACUAGCCAAAACCCAACCCCGGACAAGGAGAGGCCCCACCAGAGGAGCCAAAGGCAAAACAGAGGCUGAGAAUAUGGCACUUGAAUGGGUUGAUUCAUGGAUGUUUUCAAACGAUUCAAUGAGUUCAAUGGAAAAAACAUUUUUGUCUGAGUGGGGUAACUCCUGGAAGUUCCUGCUGGCGCCAUACCCUACUGAAAAGAAAUCCCGGAAAGUUAAAAUGGCUGAGAGAGUUGAAGUGACUGUCAUUGACAACAAGCAGCUGCGCGACAGAUGGGAGGAUCGUGCCAAUGCCUUCAGCGAGAAAGCGAUAUUUGAGCGCAAACGAGUGAAGAAAAGUGCCCUUAAUGGCAUGGCUGGAAGUAAAGACCGCUUCACUAGGCUGUUUCAGGAAUGGAAUUACCGGCUUGCCCUCAGAAGUGGGCUCCCUACUUCGGGGGAGAAGAAGGCAAAAGAACAGUCGGAUUUCAGAAAGAUUGUGGUCGCAGCCCCGGAUGAAGAGCAAGAUGAGAAGGUCUUGCAAGCAAAGUUUAAGGUGACCGCUGCCCCGAGAAAACAGGCACCACCGCCUCCACCACCACCACAGAAAAAACGUGAGCCCAGACCUGCACCUCCACCCAAGAAAGACAGGGCACCGAAGCCAAAGCCAGAGGAGAAGAAACCUACCAGAGCAUCACAACCAGCCAGAGCACCAAGUGCACCAAAACCAGCCAAAGCUCCGAGUGCACCAAAACCAGCCAAAGCUCCGAGUGCACCAAAACCAGCCAAAGCCCAGAGUGCACCACAGCCCAUGACAGCCCCAAGUGCACCACAGCCCAUGACAGCCCCAGCAGCAAGGUCAAUUGUUCACAAGGACCUUCUGUCUGAGGCUGGCUGGAAUGAGUCCUGGAAGAUACUGAAACCCCUGAUAAAUAUGGAGAGAGCUUUAGGCACAGGAAGAGAGGCCUUUGAAUUUAAUGUACACAAGUACCGCUCUGUUCAACUCCCACAUGAUGAUAAGCAGCCAGCUUCGUCAGAGUGGAACAACUCCUGGACAUCCAUGAAAAAUGGAGAGGGCAAAGAUUAUCAAGUGGAACCAAAACCCUUGAGGUCUUUCCAGCAGCCUGAAAGUCUCAACUGCUCAGAGUGGGAACAGUCAUGGAAGUUCCAGAAUUUUGAGUUUAAUCAGCAAGUGGAAGCCUGGGGCCAGGAGUGGUCCGGUUAUCGCCGACAACCCAGAGACAAUAGCUCAGCUGAUGCUCAACUCGGUGGAGAUGCACCUCAGGGAUGGGAGGAAUCCUGGAAAUCCUUCAAACCUCCACCAAAACAGGAAAAUGAGCACCUGGAAUUAGAGGACUACUGGUAUAAGGAAUUCUUGGACUUGUACAAACAUGGAGUUUUUUGUCCUGGUUGGAAUGACUCCUGGAAAGUACAAGAAGUAAAAACUCAAUGUAAGGCUUUUGGGGAAGCAUGUUUGAAAGACUGGGCUGAGUCGUGGAAAUGCUCCUGUCAGCCCAGCUGGUGCGAGGAAUCCAUGCAUCUCCGUCAUCGCCAUCAUGUCUGGCUGAUGUCAAAACGCUUGAUGUGCAACAAACUAAAGAGCUCUCGGCUACAAGGAGAGCUGCCAUCAGAGUGGACAUCGGAGUCCUGGAAAUGCCUGAAAACUCAAACUCAGUCACAAGAGAUGGAGUCCAUCUCAGCAGAAGUAGAUGUUUCAAACGUACCUAUGCAUCUCCAGUUUCAUAUGUUGAACACAUCGUUCCCUAGUUGGGAUGAGUCAUGGUCUGUCUCGAGGAUGCCCAGGUCCAGAGAUGAGACACAGCCAAAACCCCAGUGGGGAAACUCCUGGAAAAUCUCCAACUCAAAUCCAUCCGCUAGAUCUGAUAUCAAGCAAGAUAUUGUGAGUUGGUCAAACGAGCACAAAGCCUAUAUGGAAUCAGACACAGAUCAUAUGAAAGAACACAUCACCCCAAGUGAGUGGAGUGGAUCCUGGCAGACCAUGAAGCCUCCAGCUCAAUCAGAGACAGAGCCCCAGCAAGACUUUACAGAGGCCCAAGAUAGUCUACCCAAUCACGUACAUCUUAUCGAAAAUCUACUUUUAGAUUGGAACGACUCCUGGAGAUCCUCAAACAACCACGCCAGCUCGAACACACUGUCACUGUCAAAAUGGAGUGAGUCCUGGAGGUUCUCAAACCCCAACCACCCUGAUGCUCUUCGACAGAAAGAAACCAACAGACAGAAGAACAGUGGCCUGAAGUAUCAAGAAGGUCCCCUCACAGGGGAGCCACAGUUCACAGAAUGGAGUGAAUCCUGGAUGUACCUGAAGUUUGACUCUCAGAAGCCUGAGACGCCUCGGGAGGACAAUGGGGAGUGGGGGGAGUCCUGGAGGGUGCUGAAUCCCCAACUCUACCUGAAGAAAGAGGCCUGGAGCGAGCAGGAGUUUGCCGGAGAGUUUGACGACCUCCGUCUGCAGCCGUCGUUCCUGUUGAAGGAAGAUAAAAAAGUACUUAGCCCUGAGCUCAGCAUGUCAGAAUGGAAUGAGUCAUGGAAGUUUUGGAAACAGGAGGCAGAGCACGAAAAGAAAUAGGACAUUGAGAUGAAUCGCUUCAGUACUGGGUGGUGCUCCUACACUGUUGUGUGUGUUGAUUUAAUGAUUUGUUUUUUUGUUGUUGUUGUUGUUGAGACAGUUGACUGAUGGUUUUGAGUUCCACAAAUGUGACAUAUAAACACUAUUCAUUGUUUGAUUUCUUAUUUGAAACCACUAAUGAAUCAUUGCACAGCAAAGCUAGCAACAGUAGAUGUGUUUGCUGUUACUAAGUAAUAUUGUAUUUUACCUCAGGCCAUAACACCAUAAGACAUUUCAUCAGAGUUAAAAUGGAUAACACUGGGGAGAAUAUAAAUCAGCAAACGUCUGGCAGCGAAGACUGCUUGUGUGUCUGCCAUACACACAUAAACUUAGGAAUAUACCUCAAGUUCAAUAGUAUUCAUAUUGAACAGAAAGAUACAUUUUGCAAAGGUCACUCCUCCACUUAAUUGAAAGUAUCAAGCACACACCCCUGUGAAGGUUUUCAGAUAUUAUUCAGAUGUCAAAUGUAAUGCAGCCAAAAUAUUCAAAGUACAUAGCUUGCUGUAGUGAAAUAUUUCCUUUGGUACUAAUUGUUUUACAUGGCCAAUGGAUACAUCUACUAAAACUUCUUGUCACAAAGUAAUUGACUGAUUAAGGUUUACUAUGGACUAUGAUAGAGUUCAACCUGACUUUAAUUACAGCAAGAAUGAUUUUCCAUUCAUACACUCAGUCUUACAGUACAUGUUGGAAGGUUUAAAGUUAGCUUCUUUCUGAGUUUGAUUGGUUUUUACAUGCUAAUAUAGCUAAUAGAAGUGCACUCUUAUCAAGGUAUUCAGUAAUGUUGUCCAGUAAUAUCACAGCAGCAUGCCAGUGUGGUCUCAAACCAAGGAUGGAUGCCUGUUAUCAACAAAAAUGAAUUGCAUCCUUUGUGCCAGCCAUCUUGGAAUUGAGCAUAAAAAUGCCUAUAAUGCUAUGACUAGUCAUCUAUUUCAGAAAUAGAUUUUUUUGUUGUUGCUUUGUUUUGAUCCUGAAAUGGUGUUUAUUCUUUAUUUAUUAUUAUAAUUGCAUCAAACCAGUGACUCAGAAGUAAAAAUGUUACUCAGAGAACACAGACUAUAGUGUACCAAUAACUUAGACACAGGCCUUAACUGCUGUUUUACGCUGAAGCUGUUUCUAUUAGUCUUAAACUGAUGAAAUUUGUGAUGGAUUCAUAUAAUUUAAUUUACUGUCCAUGUUUUACAUCCUAAUAUAAGCUUGCAUAAAAAAAAUGGCAAUAUUUUUCUGCCAGUUGUCAUAUAUACUUUUUUCCUUUGUUUAGAUACAUGGUUUAGUACUUGCAUUUCUCUAUGAGGGGCCGUCUAGGACAUAACUAUUGAGACACUCUCACACUCACUACUGAGAAACUCUCACACAUACUAAUGAAACACUCUUACAUUCACUA